CCUGCCCCUCCUCUUCCUCACCCUGAUGCAUACCACUGAGAAGCUCCUAAUAUAGCCCCAGCUGCUGCGAGGAAGAGCGCAACAAAGCGGCGCUCGCUGCUUCGACGGGAGCCUUCUCAUGGAGCCCGACCCUCAGGCGUCUUCCACAGAGGAGCCCAGGAAGAGCGGGACCGUGGAUCCAGACGAAGAAGAGGAGGAGGAUGCCGCCGUCUACAUGAACUUCAUGAAACGCCACCGCUGCUACGACGCCAUUCCAGUCAGCUGUAAACUCGUCAUUUUUGACACAACUUUGCAGGUGAAGACGGCCUUCUUCGCUUUGGUGACAAACGGCUUAAGAGCAGCGCCGCUGUGGGACAGCAAGCUGCAAAGAUUUGUGGGAAUGUUGACCAUUACAGAUUUCAUCAACAUCCUUCACUGUUAUUACAAAUCCCCUUUGGUCCAGAUGUACGGACUGGAAAGCCACAAGAUUGAGACAUGGAGAGGUGAUUCCUUUCAAAAUGUCUACCUGUGUUACUCCAGUCAGUUCCUCGUCAGCGUCUCCCCAGAGGCCAGCCUCUUUGAUGCCAUCUAUUCCCUGCUCAGAUACAAAAUCCACCGGCUGCCCGUCAUCGAUCCGGAGUCGGGAAACGUCCUGCACAUCCUCACCCACAAAAGAAUUCUCAAGUUCCUCCAUAUUUUUGGGAAAAAACUUCCCAGACCCGGAUUCAUACGGAGGCCGAUCCAGGAGCUUGGGAUCGGAACCUUCAGCAACAUCGCCACAGUCCAGCAAACGUCCACCCUUUAUGACGCCCUCUCCAUUUUCGUUGAAAGGCGGGUGUCUGCGCUCCCCGUCGUGGACGGACACGGUAAAGUGGUGGCGCUCUAUUCAAGGUUUGACGUCAUUAACCUAGCAGCCCAGAAAACUUACAACAACCUGGACAUGACAAUGCAGGAAGCCGUCCGCAGGCGCACGUGUCACGUUGAGGGCGUGAUAAAGUGCUACCCCCACGAAACGUUGGAAACUAUUUUAGACCGCAUAGUCAAAGCUGAGGUCCAUAGGCUGGUUCUGGUGGACACGGCUGACGUGGUCAAGGGCAUCGUGUCUCUGUCUGACCUGCUGCAGGCCAUGGUCCUCACACCUGCAGGUAUUGAUGCUCUUCUGUCCUAGCAUCAGAGGGAGGGGACCGUCGUCUCUCCUCAUAGGUUUGAACCCUGAAGGUGUUUUGAGGCAGGUACGCUCUCCAGCUUCACACGCCCCCCUGUUGUCAAGUGUUUUUAAAACAGUUUUUUUUGUGGCCAAAUCUUACAUCAGAUGUGAAUUAAUUUUGAGAUUCCAAAUGUUGAUUAGACUUGUGUAUAUAGUGUUAUUUGGUGUUGUUUUGUUUUUUUUAAAUUAAUGCUGUGACCAACUUGCUGUGAACGUUAGUAUGUCAUCAGCAAAUCAUUUAUUUUCAAAAUAAAAUGAAGGGAUGCUUUCAGAUCCCCGACGGAACCCCUGAAGCUUCGUAACAUGACCUUAUUUUGUUCAAAGUGUAAUAAAAUUUGUAUUAAAAUUUAA
Molecule: messenger RNA, 1537 nt
Organism: Oryzias latipes (Japanese medaka)
Lineage: Eukaryota; Metazoa; Chordata; Actinopteri; Beloniformes; Adrianichthyidae
Gene: prkag3a
Product: protein kinase, AMP-activated, gamma 3a non-catalytic subunit
Biological process (GO): protein phosphorylation; regulation of catalytic activity
Cellular component (GO): nucleotide-activated protein kinase complex; cytoplasm; nucleus
Molecular function (GO): protein kinase binding; protein kinase regulator activity; AMP binding
Source: RefSeq, a predicted model, not a curated record